AUGAGGGCAAUUUCGUUCGUUUCUUUGUUGUGUCUAUUCAUAGGCGUUUUUUGCAGCUCAUGGAAUGCUAAAGAGGGUGUCGUCAAACUCCUCAGUCCUACAGGCUCCGUAAAGACUGGAUCGACGAACAGAUUUGAUGAUUUGAAUACUUUCGUUGAGUUAGACUCGUCUCUAGAGGAUACAUUGCUUGUACAAUUUACCUGUGCCAUUGAUGAUGAAGUUUCUGUCCCUCAUCAAGCCCAUAUAUUGAUUAGCGAUAGGAAAAAGCCUAGUUCUUCAAUUAUUUACCCUGUCAAGGUUAAUACAAAUGGAGAUGCAGUCUUGAAAUUGCCUUUAGCUGAAUUACCCUCUGAGUUAAUUCAAAGUGAGCAUGGUCUUUUGACUACUCUAAUGAUCGGUUCUUUCGGUGAUGCCUCUCCUUCUUCUAGUUCUCUAGGAUCUCUUGUCUUUGACUCUGGUUCUCUUCCUGUUUUCCAGGCCAAAUCAUCCAUUGAAGCAGAAACUUCUCCUAAACCUACCAUCCUCCAUACAUUCGCUGCUCCUCCAAAAGCUGCCAACAAGUUUUUAAGCCUUGUAUUUUCAGCCGCCGUUGCUGUUGCUUCCGUUGCUCUUCUUAUAGUUUGGAUGCAAUUCGCUGAAAAGACAUCCGUGUACUCUGUUUCUUCCUCUUCAUUGGGCCACAUUCUUUUUUUCGUUUCGCUCGCUGCCGCUGAAGGUCUUUUAUUCUUUUACUGGACAUCUUUGACCAUCUUCCAACUUAUAAGAUAUAGUGUUUUUAUUUUCGCUGCAUUUGCUGUUAGUGCAAAGCUCUUGUAA
Schizosaccharomyces octosporus yFS286 is the source of this 816-nucleotide messenger RNA. RefSeq names its product oligosaccharyltransferase delta subunit. The transcript is spliced from 3 exons. The record is from RefSeq and is a predicted model, not a curated record. NCBI's taxonomy places the organism in Eukaryota, Fungi, Ascomycota, Schizosaccharomycetes, Schizosaccharomycetales, Schizosaccharomycetaceae. Gene Ontology annotation, cellular component: membrane; oligosaccharyltransferase complex. The coding region runs from base 1 to 816 and encodes 271 amino acids. Gene Ontology annotation, biological process: protein N-linked glycosylation.